UUUCCAGUAAGGAGCUGCCAGACUUUGGGAAACAUAUUCAGUACCAGCGAGGACGUUUCUUACUUAUAAGGAUGGGGCAGCUGUGCCAUUAUACAGUGCUCUGUCUGGCUUUGAUGGCAGUGCUGCACAGCACGUCAGCAGGAAGGAAAGGAGGAUCUGUAGGCAGAAGAACCUCUUCCACAAAAACUACGUCUUCUUCAUCAUCUAGUAAAGGUACAUCUUCAUCCUCUGGUAAAAGCACAUCUUCAUCUGUAAAGCCAGCACAGGGAUCCAAAACAAAGGACCAUCGGUACCCAGCUGGUGGAUACCCAGUGAGAUCAGAAGGCCAGCCAGGUGGUUACCCGUCCAUAGGCGGGGCUUAUCCCAACUGGAACCCAAACAACAAGAUCCUUAGUCCUCGGUAUGGAGGUGGAUUUGGGGGUGGGUAUGGAGGUAACGGACAUGGUUCCCCUUUUUCACAUACGGUGCAGAGCAUGGGUUACACUCCCUCAUUGAAGUCCAAAGGUUUUGGGAAAAAGGCAGCGCUGGCAGCUGGAGCUGGUGCAAUAGCAGGGAUGGCGGUGGGUUACGGCCUGGGCCAUGUCCCAAGGCCCCACUUCAGCUUCAGCAGUCCGAAAGAGGAGCAUUACUACAACCAUUACAUGUACCAGCGCUACGGCACCAAAUCAACCACCAAAUCAACCACCAGAUCAACCACCAGAUCAACCAACAAAAACGACUACGGACAGGACAAUGUAUUCAAGCCCCCACAGGAGGCUCAGAGCUAUGAGAAAUACAUGGACACAUGCAUGAACAGAACUGACCUCCUACGAGACCAGGACACAAAGGUGAGCCAUGUCCAGAGAGAUGAUCUCAUCUCUGGAUCUUCUGCUCUUGCGUCUGGCACUCUGGAGAGAAGUGGCCCUGCAGAGCGUGGCAUUAACUACAUCCAAAGAAAUGAAUCCGCCCCUCAGUCUCCUGCUCUUGCUAAUGGCACUCUUGAGACAACUGGCCCUGAGGAGAGUGGCACCAAGUCAGACAUCCCAGUGCCUGCAGAGCUCCAGCAGAUCGAUGAUGACAUGGUAAGCAUAAUGGAGAUUGGGUACCCUUCCCUCAUCCAGCAGAUGAAGGCUCAGAAGUGUGUGGAGCUGUAUAUAGUGUACUCUGAGAGCAACAAAGGCCAAAACGGAUGCUCCUCCUCUGGCCCCCACCUACUUCUCACUACCAUCAUUAUGGCCCUUAGCAGUGCCUUCCUGCUGCAGUGAAGUAGCACUGCCCUGCUCAAGCCUCACAGGGACUACAGUGCACAGUGUUUUUAAAAAACAGUUCUUGGGACUCACAAGAUGGUCCACAUUGUCACACUGCCACAACUCCUUAUACACCUCAAUCAAGCCAUUAAGAACACCGAACACUGUGUUAUGGGAACUUCUUAAGUCUGAACAUAUAUUUUGUCUGUUUGGUCAGCAUGACGACUUCAGUACGGACUGAAUUUAGGACAGCAGCUGUCACAGAAUAGAACACAGAACAGUUCCUGACAUCAUAAUCUUAUCAUUAACUCCAGAUAAGCAAAAA
Pygocentrus nattereri (red-bellied piranha) is the source of this 1551-nucleotide messenger RNA. RefSeq names its product prion protein b (gene prnpb). Gene Ontology annotation, biological process: protein homooligomerization. The transcript has 2 exons. NCBI's taxonomy places the organism in Eukaryota, Metazoa, Chordata, Actinopteri, Characiformes, Serrasalmidae. Bases 72 to 1244 code for a protein of 390 amino acids. The record is from RefSeq and is a predicted model, not a curated record. Gene Ontology annotation, cellular component: membrane.